AUGCCUACCACGCCUGCCGACAUCAAGGCGCGUCGCGAAUAUCGUCAGCACAUGCUAUCUCGCAUUGCAUCUCCAGUCGUUAAGACUGAACCGGUAUCACCAACGUAUCGCCCUUCUACGCCUGUGUUCUUGGUCUCCAGCCACCAGUUGUAUUCGAGCGAGACUGCAACCAACACCGGUAAGACUUCAGCUGCCAUCGACAGCAGCGCUCCUAUCAGCACUCCUCAUCAUCGCUCUUCACCUCGCUUCAGCAAGGAGAAAACCACGCCCAAGGCAGCCGAAUCACCUCGCCUCAAGCUAAAAUUAAAGCGUACCAGCGAUAAGACGGCACUCACCACCCCAGGUGACAGCAACAGCGGCACCAUUGCGAAGCCCAUCAGCGUCAGCUCUACCUCCGACUCAACCAGCUCCAGUGGCUCUGGUCUUAAGCUCAAGCUCCGCGGGAUUCAAGCUGCCCUCAAAGAGCCCCACCCAAGCGUCCUCGGCUCAUCUCCCUUGAACAGCAAAACAUCAGCCUUCAGGUCUAGCUUCAACCAAGUUGCUGGCCGCAAGCGCUCCGCUACCGAGUCCACUGUGGAUGAUGAAGACGACACCGAUUCCGAAAUCGAGCUCUUCCCCUCGAAACCACGCCGGAGCAACGCUGUCAAGAAAGUCAUCAAGAAAGACGUCAAACAUACCUCGCCUAUCAAGACUAAGAAGAUGAAGACCACUCACUUCUCCGCCAUUCUCGACGAUGAUGCGAUGUUCGACGCUGGUGAUGAAGAUGAGUCGCGUGAUGAUGACGCCGGCCCACAGCUCUCACUCGUCACACCUGUCAUGAAGCGCAACAAGCGUAUCCUUGACAUAGGCAACCCUGAGCACAAAAAGCUUAUCGACAGUGCCACCAAGGUGGGUGCCGACUACUAUGACAGCGAUGCCGAUGACCUUCCCGGCAACGUCAAAGACACCAGCAAGCCUCAUCUCUUUCGUAAUGUUAAGUGGGGCGCCAAAGCUACAGACUACGCCAAUGCCGCCGACUUCGCCGAUGAGCCUGAGUUCACGCAGUUCGUCCCCGGCCGCUUCGAGCUCCAGCCCGACGGCACCCUCGCCGACCAGAAAGCCAAGCUCAUCAUCAAGCUUACCGACAAGUCCGGCCGCCAGCGGAUCUUCACCAAUCCACCACCCCGUGAUUGGAACAAUCAGGAGGCCAUCACUGCGCUGAACAAGCGCACCGUGCAGCAGAUCCGCCGCAACACGAACGUCCGGUUCCGCGAGGUCGUCCAUGCCUACGUGGCGGAGGAGCGGGGCUGGAUCCUCGCGAACCUCACGAACGGCAAGCCCACCAAGGGCUGGAAGCCGUUCGUGGAGGAGUUCAACAAGCGGUUCGAGGGCACGGUGGUGCACGGGGUGAAGGGCACCAGGCCCUAUAGAAGCCACUCCAGCCUCACCAAGGAGGUGGAGAGGUUUGGGCCUCAAUUCUACGCCAAGGGCCUGGUGCCGGUGACUGCCAAGAAGGGCAAGAAGGAGUGAGUGGUUGGAGGUGGGCGGUAGGUGGUUGUUGGUAGUAGAUAGCGCUGGUCGCUUGUGAGCUUUGGUGACCAGGGUAUAGGUAGUUGUUGCGCGGUGGCGCUUUUUCUGAAUGGAUACCACGUUUAC
Molecule: messenger RNA, 1635 nt
Organism: Cucurbitaria berberidis CBS 394.84
Lineage: Eukaryota; Fungi; Ascomycota; Dothideomycetes; Pleosporales; Cucurbitariaceae
Exons: 3
Coding region: 1-1509 (502 amino acids)
Source: RefSeq, a predicted model, not a curated record